CGAUUGCCGGUCACCGUGCUCUCGGGCUUCCUCGGCGCGGGCAAGACGACGCUGCUCAAGCACAUCCUGACGAACCGGGAGAACGUGCGCGUCGCCGUGCUCGUCAACGACGUCGGCGCCGUAAAUUUGGACGAGCGCGACAUCAAGGACAGCCGCCUCGUGAAGGCGAACGAGACGCUCGUCGAAAUGACGAACGGCUGCAUCUGCUGCACGCGGCGCGACGACCUGCUCCAGGAGGUGCGCGAGCUCGCGCUGCUCAGGGACGAGGCCGACGACGCGAAGCGCCGCUUCGACGUCUUGGUGGUGGAGUCGACGGGCGUGUCGGACCCGGCGUCCGUGGCCCAGGCGUUCGCGCACGACCCUGAGCUCGACGCGCUCGCGCGGCUCGACACCAUGGUCACGGUCAUCGACGCCGCGUCCUUCUCGGAGAACUUCGCGAGCGUCGCGGUCAUGGACCACGACCACGCGGGCCACGGCCACGCGACGGCGGAAGAAACGGAAGCGUGCGCGACCAUGUCCGAGAACGUCGUCGACCUGCUCGUGAGCCAGGUCGAGUUCGCGGACGUCGUGCUGCUGAACAAGGCGGACCUCGCGGGGGACGACCGCGUGGCCUUCGCGGAGAAGACGGUGCAGCGCCUGAACCCGCACGCGACGACGCUCGCGACGACGCAGUCGAACGCGCCCGUGGCCGACAUGCUCCUCACGGGCAAGUUCGACUUCCGGCGGACGGCCUGCGCCGCGGGCUGGGUCCAGAUCCUCCAGGGGAGCCAGGAGGGCUCCUACGAGCGGUCCAAGGACACGACGUCGCUGUCCGCCAUCGGCUUCGAGAACUUCGUGUACAAACGGCGGACGCCGUUCCACGCGGCGCGGCUCCACGCGUUCCUGAACUCGAUCUUCGCCUUCGGGACGCUCCUGCGGUCCAAGGGCUCGCUCUGGAUCGGGAGCCGGCCGACGCGCAUCGGCAACUGGAGUCAGGCCGGCGCCGUCGGCCGGCUGUGCUCCGACGGCAUGUGGUACGUCUCCGCGCCGCCCGAGUUCUGGCGCCAGGCGGAAGCCGCGGGCAUCACGGACGACAUCAUGAAGGAUUUUCCGGAGGAGGAGCAGAUGGAGGACCCGGAGGAGCUGAAUCUGGCCGACAGCGUCGGCGACCGCCGCCAGGAGAUCGUCUUCAUCGGCAUCGACCUCGACAAGGAGAAAUUGGAAACCGCUUUGGACGGGUGCCUCCUGACGACGAAGGAG
Molecule: messenger RNA, 1239 nt
Organism: Aureococcus anophagefferens
Lineage: Eukaryota; Pelagophyceae; Pelagomonadales; Pelagomonadaceae
Exons: 2
Source: RefSeq, a predicted model, not a curated record